Messenger RNA from Rhododendron vialii, 3409 nucleotides. RefSeq lists its product as uncharacterized. The record is from RefSeq and is a predicted model, not a curated record. NCBI's taxonomy places the organism in Eukaryota, Viridiplantae, Streptophyta, Magnoliopsida, Ericales, Ericaceae. The transcript has 9 exons. Bases 315 to 2921 code for a protein of 868 amino acids.
AAAAUCCAAUAUCAAAAAAUUACUGUAAAAGAUUUGAACAGACGACGGGAUACGAAAAAUUCCGGGAACUCACAAAGGUUUAAAUUGCAGAGGAAUUGGAAAAAAGAUUAAUUUUUUUUUUGGCAGGGUUGAACCUUUCUCCUUCAAACCCCAGCACCCAUUCAAACACCACAUUUCAGCUCCAUAUUCCGUCUCUCUCUCUCUCUACAAAUUGUUGUUUUCAUACCAAACCCUAAACCUAACGAUCUUGAUCAGGGACCAGAGAGAUGUGGUGGUGCUGUUAAUUCUUUAGGGGUUUUUUCGGGUGCACUUUAAUGGGCGAUCUCCGAUCAAGCAUUGGCGCAGCAGCGGAAGAGAGGAGAGCACCGUCGCCACCGCCGUCGAACCCGAGUCCGUCGUCGAUUGGGUCCAAGCGGUGGGCCAUAGCAGAGGAAGCGACUCAGGAGAUUUUGUGCCGGGUUCAGCCCACUGUGGAGUCGGAGAAGAGGAGGAGGAAGGUUAUAGAUUAUGUUCAGAGGUUAAUUAGAGGCUGUGUUGAUUGCAAGGUUUUCCCAUUUGGAUCUGUACCACUGAAAACAUAUCUUCCAGACGGAGACAUUGAUUUGACAGCCUUUGGUGGUGCAAGUGUUGAAGAAGCUUUGUUGAAUGACGUGGUAUCUGUCCUUGAAGCAGAAGAUCAAAAUUCGGCUGCUGAAUUCAUAGUGAAGGAUGUCCAGCUCAUUCGGGCUGAGGUUAAACUGGUGAAAUGCAUGGUACAGAAUAUUGUGGUGGAUAUCUCCUUCAAUCAAUUAGGAGGGCUCUGUACGCUAUGCUUUCUUGAGAAGGUUGAUCAUCUAAUUGGCAAUGACCAUCUCUUUAAACGCAGUAUCAUACUGAUUAAGGCAUGGUGCUAUUAUGAAAGUCGAAUCCUUGGAGCUCAUCAUGGCUUGAUUUCUACGUACGCUUUGGAGACACUGGUUCUAUACAUUUUCCAUCGUUUCCAUUCAACUUUGAAUGGUCCUUUAGCUGUUCUUUAUAGAUUUUUGGACCAUUUUAGCAAAUUCGAUUGGGACAAUAACUGCGUUCGGUUAACUGGUCCAAUCCCUAUAUCGCCGGAGAUCGUGGCUGAGAAGCCUGAGAAUGGUGGGAGUGAUCUACUGUUUAGUGAUGAUUUUCUUAGGGACUGUGCUGACAUGUUCUCAGUUCCUUCAAGGACGGUUGAUACAAAUUCACGGUUAUUUCCUCAAAAGCACCUCAACAUAGUUGAUCCACUAAAGCAAAAUAACAACCUUGGCCGCAGUGUCAGCAAAGGGAACUUCUAUCGAAUAAAGAGUGCUUUCACAUAUGGGGCCAGGAAACUUGGGCUAAUACUUUUGCUGCCAGAAGAUAACAUAGGUGGUGAACUCCAUAAUUUUUUCUCUAACAUGUUGGAUAGGCAUGGAGGUGGACAGAGGCCUGAUGUCCAAGAUCCAGUUCCCAUGUCUGGUGACAAUGGUUUCGUUCCCACGUCAUUUUCAGAAAAUGAGUUGUCCCUUGAAGAGAAGCCAAUUUCUGAAUCCAAGUAUCCCAAUUCAAUUCACCUACGCGGAGAAUGUACGUUGGAUCAUGAUGGACUAUCCCUCAAUGGAGUUAAUGAUAUUAAGGUAUCACUGAUGGAGAUGAAAGUUGGUAGAACAUUGAGUGGACACCAGAAAAGCUCAGUGGUUAGCCCCCGAUUGUCGUCUGAAACUAAUACUUUGAAUAAGACUGCUAUUAUGGGACACCGUUUUUGUGGGGAUGCAGAAGAUCUUUCUACCUCAAAACUGCAAGGUCUUCAAAUUUCUGAUGAUGCACCUAAGGCUCUUUGUCCAAGUGUUGAGGAGAGUGUCUCCCAAGCUCUUCGUCCAAGCGUUGAGGGGAGUGUCUCCCAAAGGACAAUUGCGCCUCAUGCACCACAUCUCUAUUUCUCUGGUGCCGUAUCAGGGAAUGGGAAGCUUGGACAUGAAAACUCCUAUACGACAGAAUUAGAAGACUCUAGUUUAAUUGUAGACACAGUUUCUUCUGGUAAUCAUGAGGUCCUUACCACGGUUGGAUCAAAUGAUGUUGCAUAUGUCUCUAGCCCUGUUGCUUGCUCCACAGCAGGUUUCCAUCCUGGCUAUCGGGAAAAGACCUCAGUGGGAGCUACAGGAAGUCGUCAACAUUUGAAGUCCUUGUCUGCUCUGGGUGGGGAUUACAACAGUCACCUUAACAGCUUGCAAUAUGGUCGGUUUUGCUACGAGAACUCCUCAAGUGGGCCUGCUUUCCUUGUGCCUCCAGAAUUGCAUUCCCAGUUUCAACCUAAGAUUCCAUGGGAUGCAAUUCGGCAUUCGUAUCAGUUCAAGCGUAAUGGGUUCCACAAUGCAAAUGCCAAUGGUGCAAUCCCCAGACCUGUUUUCUACCACCCGAACACGCUGCUAAUACCCGGUGCAAGUUUUGGUGUUGAAGAGAUGCCAAAGCCGCGAGGAACUGGGACGUAUAUACCAAAUGCGAACCGGCCACCAUACUGGAAGCCGUAUGCUGCAAGGGGAAGGAAUCAGGGACCACUGUCCUCUCCGCGCACCAAUGGGCGAGUGGGACCACACAUCGACAGCACUAGUGAACAAGCACAACUUCUUGAUCAAGGUUAUGGGAAGUUUGGGUCUUUUGGUUUCUAUGAAUCUGGUUCCCCUCGUAGACAGGUGCAAAACAACGCUAAUGGUUUUCAUCUCCAGCCUGAGGGAUUUGUUGAAUUUGGGUUAGUUGCGCAAGUUCCAUUAGUAGUGCCCUUGUCAGAAAGCAGUAGACCAGUUACUCCUCCUGCCUCUUUGUUAACUCAGGAUUCUUCUCAAAGUGUUCCGACGCCGGGUACGAAUCAGGAUAGGGUAAUGGAUAAAUCAUCAUACCGUCUGAAGGAUGAAGAGGAUUUCCCACCAUUGUCUAGCUGAUUGUUGUUUGAAGGGUUUCUUUACAUUAUAUCGGCAUGGUAAGUAUGCAUAGAACACAAUGUGCUAACAAACCAGCGUAAGUCACAGCUUCCUGCCUUUGUUGUUCAGUUCUCCAUCGCUUGUGAUUUUAGAAAGGGGGAGGCCUUUUUCCCAGUGUAGUGCAAAUGCCUUUUGUACAUUGUAGUAAUCAUAUGCUCCCCAGAUAAAUCUUCACAUCUUUGUUUAACAUUGAGUUCUUGUAUAUGUAUAGCAUACUGAAAACUAGGGUUGUCAAGCUGAUUUUGUUUUCGAAAUUGUUUCUCCCUGUACCUUAUUUAUAGUGGCCAAUUAUUUGUCGUCGCAUAGUUGAAUAGCUGGAAUAUAUGUCCAAUUUUUAUGUUGUUUUGUAACUGGAAUGAUGUUUCAAUCUUUUGGCUUCCUGUUGAGUGAGAAAGCAUUACUGCCUGUUAUAAAUCUGAAAUUUGUACUCACCACCCUUAACCUUCCAA